AUGCCGUCAUCUAGUCGACAUAAGCAACCGCGUAAGAGUCAGCGCCCGACGCUCACAUGCACCGAGUGUGCCCGCCGAAAGCAGCGAUGCUCCAAGACAAUCCCCUGUUCCUCAUGUCUCGACAGGGGUAUUGCCUCAUCGUGUCGUAGGAAUGGUGUCUCAGCGUUGUCGCCUCAGCCGUCUUCAAGGGAAGAGUCGGACCCGACGCGAUUGAGGCUCGACGAUUACCCGCACCAUCCCAAUUCCACCCUGUUCUCGGAACCAGGGGUUCGGACUGCCUCGCCGGGUUCCACACAGGGCGGCGGCGAUGAGACCCAACCGGACGGCAGCUGCACCGAUGAGGUGGUGCAAGAUAACUCCAUGUGUAGUCGCAGUCACGACCAGAGCGAACCAAAAUCAUACACAAGCCGUCCACGUUUGACGAAUGGGACCGUGUCUACCCUCGAGUUCCUUACCCACGGUCGUCGGAGUAUCCUAAACCUCCCGCACACCCAAACCCGCCGAGCAUCACUAUCGAUCACGGUCAGCUCAGCAGCAGCGUCUUCUGACGAGCGUGUUGACGAUGCCGUCUGUCGGUGGGACGCCGUCUUCUCAGUCGCUGACGCGCGCAGGCUGCUCAUCUUCCACCAGCGUCAUCUUGCCUGGAUGCAUAAUGUCCUGCACAUGCCGACCUUGAUUCGAGAGUUUGACAUGAGCCUGGGUUUGUCUCAGCCGAAACCAGCAUGGAUGGCUCUGUACUACGCAGUUCUCUCGUCAACACUCUAUCAUGGAGCAGGAGAGGCUUUGUCCACAUUUGGCAUGUCUACUUCAGAAGCCUUGAGCUGUGCUCUCACCCUACAUGACAGGAGUAUGCAAUGUCUUCACACAAGUGAAUUCAUGGCUAAGCACACUAUCUACGCGGCCCAGACAAUUUGCAUCCUGCUUCAGGUCUCUCACAACUUGGAUCAGUCCGACCUAGCCUCUGUCCUCAUUGGCACCGCCAUCAAGAUCUGUCAGUGCCUGAAUGUUCAUCGCAUCGGCGCAGACCGGCCCGACAUGACUGAAGGCAUGGACAAAGCGACGGCCGCGAAAGCCCUUAUCGAACGCGAGGUCAAGAAACGAGUCUGGUGGUUCCUUGUCCGUCAGGACUGGCUACAAAUACCAUUUCAGAACACGUACUUGAUCCACGCCACGCAGUUCAACACGCCCAUGCCGAUCAAUUGCCACGAUGAAGCGCAUUUAAUGGUCAGCGCUGGGGAUUUGGUGAUUCAGCCUCCGAACGUUUACACGCAGAACAGCUCCUCCCAUGUCCUGAACCUAGCGGCCAUCAUCAUCUGGAAGCAUCAGAACCGCAUGUGCGAGGUCGGUCACCCUGGAUCAAGUCCCGAGCGCAUGGCCAAAUUGCAUGAGCAAGUCAUCUGGGCAGAUAAGGAACUGAAAAUGGUCUACUCCAACACGCCGAACUUUUUCAAGGUUGGGCGAAACUGUGAAUCGCAGUUGUCAUCUCCCGGGCUGAAACAGCAAGCUUCAAUCUUGCUGUUGUCCAUGGCUCACAAGGUCUCGUGCAUUUCCGUGGCAGAAAUGUGCAUCCUUGAUGCUCAGAGCUGGGGCGAUGACAAGCUAGCAAACAUAGCUCGCAGGAUGUGGACUGUCGUAACACAUCUCAUUACAUGCUGUGUUUUCCUGAUAUUUGCUUCCAUCUUUCGCUCCGAAAACGUACUCCUCUAUGAUGGAGCGAAAAUGCGUCAGCUUGCGGAAGUAGGGCGUGCGAUGAUCCAUGGUAUGGAGACCACGAGCUCUAUCGCUCGACGAGGAAGACGGAUGAUAGAUGCGCUACUCGAUCUAGACGAGAGCGCUAGGGAGCGGUCGGACGUAUAUCUCGACAUCGACGAGAUUGUGCAACGCGUAUCAGGGGCAGACGAGUUCUUGUAUCCUGAGUCGAUUCCAGACGCGGAUUUCAACUUUCCCUGGGAGCGUUGA
Fusarium mangiferae is the source of this 1959-nucleotide messenger RNA. RefSeq lists its product as uncharacterized. Gene Ontology annotation, molecular function: DNA-binding transcription factor activity, RNA polymerase II-specific; zinc ion binding. The record is from RefSeq and is a predicted model, not a curated record. Lineage: Eukaryota; Fungi; Ascomycota; Sordariomycetes; Hypocreales; Nectriaceae. Gene Ontology annotation, biological process: regulation of DNA-templated transcription. The transcript is spliced from 5 exons. The coding region runs from base 1 to 1959 and encodes 652 amino acids.